Messenger RNA from Penaeus indicus, 843 nucleotides. RefSeq lists its product as uncharacterized. The record is from RefSeq and is a predicted model, not a curated record. NCBI's taxonomy places the organism in Eukaryota, Metazoa, Arthropoda, Malacostraca, Decapoda, Penaeidae. The transcript is spliced from 5 exons. Gene Ontology annotation, molecular function: protein binding. The coding region runs from base 1 to 621 and encodes 206 amino acids.
AUGGUGAGCAAGCUGGGAGUCCGAACCACGAAGACGAAAGUAGUUUUCAGUGAUGCCAAAACGUCCAGGAACCCAACGCAGGAAGUUCGGGAUCCUCUUCUGCCUGGUGCGCGGCGACGACCAGGGAGAGGAGACGACCAGCCUAGGUACGUUCCCGACGACUGGGAUGACUCUCUGCCCUACGGUGGGAAGGUCUACCUGGCGAGGAGGAAGCUGCCCGACUCCUGGUUCUGCGUCGGUCUCCAGGUGGUCGCCGUAUUAGCAGCAUUCGGUCUGCUCUACUACGCAUGGUACCACACCGACCAUAUGCACUUCCACAUCACCAAAGCCUACGCGCACCUCGGUCACCUGGACGCGCAGGCUACGGUGGGCCACAAACUGCUCAUGGGGAAAGGUGUGGAAAAGAACCACACAGCUGCCAUGGAGUGGUUCAAGAAGGCCUCGGACCAAGGCCACCCUCACGCCGCCUACAACCUGGCUGUGGGUCAUCUUCAAGGCUACAAGAUCGGUCUGAAGCCUGGAGAUGCUCACGAGCUCAUAAAGCAAGCUGCGGCAAAGGGAGUUCCAGAGGCGAUAGACGUCUUGGAUAAGGUGUGCUCUCGUGGGCACUGUGAUGCGUGAAGUUACCGGAUUCCAGUCAAUCAUUCUUUUCAGUUGUGUACAUACAGCCAGUUGUCUAAUUCUUAUUUUACCUGCUGGCUGUUUGUAAUUUACCCCACCUCUCCAGGAAUUCAAGUAAUAAAAGAAAUUUCAGUACUGCAACAAGUUAACAUAGUAGCAGUAUAAGAAUCAAGGUAUGAAAAGUUUGAUACUGGAUUCACAACUAUUGUGACUUAAGUUUGU